Molecule: messenger RNA, 1380 nt
Organism: Zychaea mexicana
Lineage: Eukaryota; Fungi; Mucoromycota; Mucoromycetes; Mucorales; Lichtheimiaceae
Exons: 7
Coding region: 1-1380 (459 amino acids)
Biological process (GO): regulation of transcription by RNA polymerase II; chromatin remodeling
Cellular component (GO): nucleus; nuclear chromosome
Molecular function (GO): transcription coregulator activity
Source: RefSeq, a predicted model, not a curated record
AUGCAUCAACAACAUCCUCAACAGCACUUUCACCCCCAGCAACACCCAGCACCACCACAAUCACAAUCACAACAACAACAACCACAAAACGUUGUUCUUCCACCGAGCGAGACCUUUCGACUCGAAAACGAAGCGCGGCGAAAACAGUUGCAACAAUAUCAAAAACGCGAUGAUGAAUAUCAAAAGGCGUUAAACAAACAGCAUAAACAAUAUGUCGAACUUGCACGGGAGAAAAAGGCAGAUAUUGAUGGGUUCCAGCACGACAAGAUGUUGCGCAUGCAACAUAAUCCUAUGGCUGUGUUUGGCACAGGAUAUCUAAGUCAACAGCAACGUGAUGGUGCUGAUCUCAGGGGGCGUAUCCUCCCGAUGAAGAAGCUGGCAGAACAAGCAUCCAAACAAGAUACUUUGGUCCCUAUUCGACUUGAUUUCGACAUUGAUGGAUAUAAACUACGAGAUACCUUUACUUGGAAUUUGAAUGAGAGUCUGAUCACACCAGAGCAAUUUGCGGUUGUCCUAUGUGAAGAUUUGAACUUGCCGAUUGCCAUGUUCAAGCCCAAUAUUGUUCGUGCUAUUAGUGAUCAAAUUGAAGAUUACGAUUUACAUGUGGCGAGUAUGAAAAGUAUUUCAGAAUUACGAAUGUUGGUCAAGCUUGACAUCACUGUAGGCAACCAGGCACUCAUAGAUCAAUUCGAAUGGGAUAUCAACUGUCGACACAAUUCACCCGAACGGUUUGCCGAGGUACUGGUGAAGGAAUUAGGUCUGGGUGGCGAAUUCAAAACUGCUAUCGCUCAUUCGAUUCGUGAACAAGUCCAUUCAUAUGUUAAAUACCUUUUGCUUACGGGUCAUGAAUUUGAUGGAUCUACAGUAACAGAUGAUGACAUCAAGCGUAGCCUGUUGCCAACUGUAAAAACCAUCAUGCGCGAUCUGAACAUUGCAGAUAGCUUUACCCCAGCCGUCCUCGAACUCACGAAUGCCGAAAUUGAUAAAGUUGAACGAGAUAGGAUGCGAGAGGCUAGACGUAAACGACGCCAAGUACGCAGCCGUAGAGGUCUAAUCUUACCUGACCUGGAACCGAUUAAGACACAUAGGACCAACUCUCAUACACUGCCUCCUCUAUAUGACGGUGCUUCCGAAGACAACGCACGUGGAUCAACACCCGAAGUAUCAAGCCAUUAUUCGACAAGACGGAGUGCGGCUCAGAAGGCUCGCCAAAAUAUCGCUGCCGCAUCAUCAUCAUCACAUCAUCACCAUAUCGAUGAACGAGCAACGACUGCGGCGCCAUCAUCGCUGUCGCAGAUGCAGAACGCUAUAUCACUGAGUACUGGCAACAGGUUCGCGACGAUGGCUGAUCAUGCUACAAAGCCAGUACCUAGUAAGUAA